Stylophora pistillata is the source of this 3218-nucleotide messenger RNA. Its product is annotated as tubulin beta chain. The record is from RefSeq and is a predicted model, not a curated record. Gene Ontology annotation, biological process: microtubule-based process. NCBI's taxonomy places the organism in Eukaryota, Metazoa, Cnidaria, Anthozoa, Scleractinia, Pocilloporidae. Gene Ontology annotation, molecular function: structural constituent of cytoskeleton; GTPase activity; GTP binding. Gene Ontology annotation, cellular component: microtubule.
UCACCCGGACGAUCAGACUACACCUUCACACUAGGCACAAAGUAAUCAAAAUCAAACCAUGGGAACUCGAGGAGUAACCAUGAAAACCGUAACUUGGAAACGCCAUGGGCGUCUCUGCAUGGGUUCAAACUCCCCAUGUCACGUGAUGUCGAGGAAUCGUUUUAUAUCUCGAGUUUGAUUAAGGUUAUUCUGAUCUCCUUGUUGUAACAACCUGCUCAAGAAAUGAGCGUAGAAUCAUGUAAGAAGAACCAAUCAAAUUCCAAGAGCAUUGCAAAGAGGCGUCUAAAAUAUGAUUCAGUUUGAAAAACGCAAAGUGAGCCAAACAAUGAUGACACAAGUAGCUAACUGAGUUCUUUUGAUUACGAUCUUUUUGACAUUAGGAGGUCUUUCUGUGACAUCAAAAAACGUGUCUCCACACAACUGAAGUUCGUUUCGUAGAGCCGUAACACUUUGGAAUGCUUGUAACUCACUGAGUCCCAAACAAUAACCUUUGCUUGACUCUUGAAUGAAUCGUUAGUUCGCGAAAAACUGCGUCGGCUCAAUGAUUUCUUAAUUUUUGAUGUAUGACUCAACAGCGGAUAUGGUAUCUCUUUCAUUCGUUUUCCGAUCGGGCGAGAAAAAACAAACGAUACUGGGAUCAGUGCUAAUUGUAAGAGAUAAAUGUUCAUUUUAGGAACCCCUUUGUUCUUUUCCCUUGCUGACACAUUCCGUAAUACAACUGGGGUUUUCUUUUCAUAGGAAGGACAGAGUCAGUCUUGAAAACUGUUCUUUCCCAAUUGUCAAUUGUAACCUAUCAGCUUCGUGCUAAGUGAUAUUUUUUACUUUCCAAACGGCCUGUUUACCGUGAAAUUCUUACUUAAUUAGUUUGCCCUAAGCAAUGGCAGUUCAUAUUCAAGUGAUUGUUUUAUCAAAGAGAGCGUUAAUCCGUUUUCCUCUAAAGUAGGAAAAACAAAUAAAGGCCUUUAUGCGUUCAUUUCUGAAAAUUGAAUACUGGUUCUUGGUUACAGAGUUGGCAAAGUUUGAUAAUUCUGCAGACAACAUUUCCAAGGAAAUUUCGGCAGGGAUCGUCUGAUGCGAAGCUUUCAGAUCGUUGUUGCUAUCAAUGAAAGCCUAACUUGAUGUGUAAACGAGCUUUGAAUAGCAUGCAGCAGAAUAAGCACCCCCUCGAGAGGUCGCUCUGUUAGCACUAUUGCUCCCGUUAAUUUUAAUAGUACUUAGCUUGUAUAACGAUUUCAAAGGCAAAUACUGGAGCACGCUAAAUAUGUGGGACUUUUGAAUUCGUCGAUUACAUUCCACUUGGGAAUAAACACACCAAACAUACUUAAAAGCGACACCUUUUGUUGACAUGGCAACCAAGAGUUUAUGAAUCGUAACCGACCCUUGAGUUAAUUCAGUUUGAAUCUGUGAGCCGUCUAGAGCACUAUCUAAUAAGUAAGACAUUACUUAAGCGUGGUCAUCGAAACUGAAACACUAUAACUAUAAAAAUGCGUGAAAUUGUUCAUAUGCAAGCUGGCCAGUGUGGAAACCAGAUUGGCGCCAAAUUUUGGGAGGUUAUCUCGGACGAACACGGCAUCGAUCCAACAGGAACCUACCAUGGAGAUUCCGACCUCCAGUUGGAGAGAAUUAAUGUUUAUUACAACGAAGCUACAGGUGGAAAAUAUGUCCCGCGUGCUGUUUUAGUCGAUUUAGAACCGGGUACCAUGGAUUCUGUGAGAUCUGGGCCAUUUGGGCAAAUAUUUAGACCAGACAACUUCGUCUUUGGCCAAUCUGGAGCAGGAAAUAACUGGGCGAAAGGACAUUACACCGAAGGGGCGGAAUUAAUCGAUUCAGUUCUGGACGUUGUUCGCAAAGAAGCAGAGGGUUGCGAUUGCGUUCAAGGCUUUCAGCUCACGCAUUCCUUAGGCGGCGGAACAGGCUCAGGAAUGGGAACCCUUCUUAUUUCGAAGAUCAGAGAAGAAUAUCCUGACAGAAUCAUGAACACCUUCAGCGUCGUACCGUCACCAAAAGUUUCAGACACCGUUGUGGAGCCUUACAACGCCACUCUGUCCGUACAUCAGUUGGUUGAGAACACAGAUGAAACGUACUGCAUCGACAAUGAAGCACUUUACGAUAUCUGCUUCAGAACUCUGAAGCUCACUACACCAACCUAUGGCGACUUGAACCACCUUGUAUCAGCUACCAUGAGCGGUGUAACAACUUGCCUACGAUUCCCUGGCCAGCUGAAUGCUGAUCUCAGGAAAUUGGCAGUGAACAUGGUUCCUUUCCCGCGUCUUCACUUCUUCAUGCCUGGAUUUGCUCCCCUCACAAGCAGAGGAUCCCAGCAGUACCGUGCACUCACUGUACCUGAGCUUACUCAACAGAUGUUUGACGCCAAGAACAUGAUGGCUGCCUGUGAUCCAAGGCACGGACGUUACCUGACAGUAGCAGCCAUGUUCCGAGGCCGUAUGUCCAUGAAGGAAGUUGAUGAACAGAUGUUGAACGUGCAGAACAAGAACAGCUCCUACUUUGUGGAAUGGAUCCCCAACAAUGUGAAGACCGCUGUCUGUGAUAUCCCUCCCCGUGGAUUGAAGAUGUCUUCUACCUUCAUUGGCAACAGCACAGCCAUCCAGGAACUGUUCAAGCGGAUCAGCGAACAGUUCACCGCUAUGUUCAGGCGCAAAGCCUUCUUGCACUGGUACACUGGAGAGGGUAUGGAUGAGAUGGAGUUCACUGAGGCCGAAUCCAACAUGAAUGAUCUUGUGUCUGAGUAUCAGCAAUACCAGGAUGCCACAGCUGAAGAUGAAGGGGAGUUUGAUGAGGAAGAAGACGAGGGUGAAGCAGCAUAAAUCAAAGGUUCGCUUGUUAAACAAGCAGUCGUCAUAUUUUAAUUCAUCGACAGGAAGAAACUAUUAAUAUCAGUCCUUUAAAAUAAGUCUGUUGUAGCGGAACUCUCCUCACAGAAAUCUGUACAUACAAUCAUAUAUCGUACUAUCGGGGAGAACUUUAUUGUAGACGAAUGACAACUUGCUUUCCUCUUAAACUCCUCUCACACACGAAGCAUAGUAGAUUUGCAAUGGAUAAAGGGAAUCUACAGCGGAAUUUUUCCUGUGAAAUCUCAGUUGGUCACUUUUUUUACUUGCUAUUUCAUCAUUCAUACCGCGAUAAACCACGCUACAAAAUCUAGAAACUAAAUCACAUGGUGUAUUUUUCAUCAUCAUUUGUCAUUUUGUACUCAUACU